AUGACAACGACCAUGAAGACGCUGACGUUGACGCUGCUAGCCGCCGCGACCCUUUUGGGCCGAGUUGAAGGCCUUAUAAGACUUUCUCUGGACGGCGACUCCUGGACGGCCUCCAACGGCAACGGCUCAAUCACAGUUCCUGCAAGCGUUCCUGGCGGCAUAUAUUCAGACCUCAGAGCUGCUGGAGUCUUACCUGAAGAUAUCUACUAUCGCUUCAAUGAUGCUGAGUAUCGCUGGGUGUCUUAUGAAAAUUGGACAUACUCGACAACAUUUCAAGUCAGUUCUGACAUCAAGAAUAAAAGGAACAUUACUCUACUUUUUAAUGGAGUGGACACAAUUGCUGAUAUAUAUCUGAAUGAAAAUUACAUUGGUUCAACAGGAAACAUGUUUCUUCGAUACUUUUUCUCAGUAGAAGAUUAUGUACAGGAGGGAGAAAACAUUCUUGAAGUGAGAUUCCAGUCAGCAGUGAUAUCAGCCUUGGAACGUUUUACGGCAGAAGAUUAUAUUGUACCACCUGAGUGCGUACCAGAUGAAUAUCAUGGAGAAUGCCAUGUAAAUUUUUUGCGCAAAAUGCAGUCAUCUUUCUCUUGGGAUUGGGGACCUGCUUUCCCAUCAGUCAGCAUAUGGAAGGAAGCAGUUGUAUAUUCCUUUAUAGUGACAAAAGUAGUUUUGAGCAACAGCCAAUACAAAUUAAGGAUUUCACUGAAGAAAAAUGUAGAGCUGCUUGCUGCAAAUAAUGGUUACAUCAAGAAUUACUAUGUUUCUGUGCUGUUUAAUGAAACAAGCCAGGUGUACGAGGUAACUCAGCAUGUGGAGAUUUCUCCUGAUGAUACCAUGUGUGAUCAGUUAACACUAGGAAUAAGUACACUUCCAGGAGGAAAUAACAGAAAUCAAGCAAAGACGAUGAAAAUAACAUCAGACCAAUUGGUUGAUCCUCAGUUUGAAGCCACAUGGUAUUAUUCAGAGGAUGAGGUGAUGAAUUGGUGGCCCAAUGGCAUGGGUGAACAGUAUCAAUAUCGGACAUAUGCUGAAUGUAUGGAUGAGGAUGGAUUAUACACCAUAGAAAAAUAUAUUGGUUAUAGGAGAAUUAAUAUAGUUCAAGUACCUGUGGCAGAAGAUGCAGAGAAAGGUCUUAGUUUCUACUUAGAGGUCAAUGGUGUUCCAGUUUUUGCAAAGGGCAGUAACUGGAUACCAUCUCAUGUGCUUGCAGAAAUGAGUGCUGAUCCGAACAGGAUCAGAAAUCUACUAACUGCUGCCAAGAAUGCUAAUAUGAAUAUGCUACGCAUAUGGGGAGGAGGAUUGUAUGAAUCUGAUUUGUUCUAUCAGAUCGCUGAUGAAAUGGGAAUAAUGAUAUGGCAUGAUUUCAUGUUUGCCUGUAAUAUGUACCCAACAAACCCAAGGUUCCUGGAUAAUGUUGCAGCUGAAAUUACUGAGCAAAUUGUACGGCUAAUGCAUCACCCAAGCAUUGUUGUUUGGGCUGGCAACAAUGAAAAUGAAGGUGCACUCAGGGAUAACUGGUAUGGCACAGGGUCAAACUUUAGCCUUUACUACUCUGACUAUGUUAAACUGUAUGUUGAUACAAUCGGCGAAGUAGUACAAGCAUUAGACACAACAAGACCAUUUGUUUUCUCAAGUCCAUCCAAUGGCCUUAAAACCAUAGAAGAGGGAUAUGUUUCUCAGACACCAGGGGAUUCCUUGUAUGGUGAUGUUCACUAUUAUAAUUAUAAUGAUGAUGGCUGGAACUACACAACUUUCCCAACUCCUCGGUUUGCUUCUGAGUAUGGUUUCCAAUCAUUACCAUCAAUCUAUACAUUAUCUUCAAUAGCAAUACCUUCAGACCUAAGUGUUGGCAGUGAACUCAUGCAAAGAAGACAGCACCAUCUUAAUGGUUAUGAGGAAAUGGCUCAGCAAAUAAGCAGGCACCUUCCUCUUCCAGAUGACUAUGACACUGAAGAAAAUUUCCGAACUUUCAUUUACUUCAGCCAGAUUAACCAGGCAAUGUCGACAAAGGUGGAAACAGAGCACUACAGAAGGAAUCGUAAUAAGCUUACCGAUGCUGGAGAAGGAUAUACAAUGGGGGCAUUGUACUGGCAACUGAAUGACAUUUGGGAGGCUCCAUCAUGGUCUUCCAUAGAUUUUCAUGGCAACUGGAAGAUGCUUCAUUAUUAUGCAAAGAACUUUUUUGCUAAUGUUCUUGUGUCACCAUACAUCACUCCUGAAGGAGAGCUGGUAGUGAGUCUUAUCUCUGACCUGCCAUAUGAAAUGGAUACUGCUGUACUUAGCAUUUAUGUGUACCGCUGGGACAGCUUUGAGUUUGACAUAGCUAUUAUAGGAGCACAUAGACUGCCAGCUGCCACAGCAUAUGAUGCAUACAACGAAACACUGGAAAAUAUCCUGGAAGGUACAACAUGCGGUGCUGAUGGCGGUACAAAAGACGCGUGUCUAUUAUAUUUCACUUUAGAAGAUGACACAUUAACAAAAAAAAUCAGUCCAGAUAACUUUAUAUUUCUUAGUGAAAUAAAUUCAGCAAUUGGAAUCAGUGAUCCUUCAUUAAAUAUAACAUCUGUGACUGGCCCAUAUCAAGUGUCUGGCAGUGAUACUUACACAUAUAAUAUCACUGUUUCAUCCAAUGCUAUAGCUCCUUUUGUGUGGUUGGAAGCAGAAAAUAUCAAUGGGUUUUUCUCAGACAAUGGAUUUAUUAUUCUCCAACCAGUCACUGAACUUCAGUUUUACACAACUCAGGAGACAACAGCUGGUGAAUUGGAAAGUGCUCUUUCUGUCACAUCUGUCAUGAGCUCAUUUCAUUAA
This is a messenger RNA of Schistocerca piceifrons (Central American locust), 2808 nucleotides long. Its product is annotated as beta-mannosidase-like. The record is from RefSeq and is a predicted model, not a curated record. Lineage: Eukaryota; Metazoa; Arthropoda; Insecta; Orthoptera; Acrididae. The transcript has 15 exons. Gene Ontology annotation, molecular function: beta-mannosidase activity. Gene Ontology annotation, biological process: glycoprotein catabolic process; carbohydrate metabolic process. The coding region runs from base 1 to 2808 and encodes 935 amino acids.